UAUUUAUGUUUAUUAUGUUUAUUUUUUAUUAAUAUGUUAUACAGCGUCAAAAAUACUUUAAUGAUGUGAGUAUCCGCGGCUGCAACCCUUCUAGACUUUACACACCUUUAUGUGGACUGUGGGGGGCUUUUAUUCUGAAAUGUAAAGGACGGGACUUUUAUUUUGAACGUGCUGUUCCCUCCUAUCUGUUUACACGCUAACAACAGUGUGCUCAGUUAUUUUUGUUGAGGUAACUUAUGUUUCAUAUUUUUAUAGAUCAAAUAUACAAUAUCUCUACAGGAUGUUCGCUAAUUUUGUCGAGAGUAUCACUCAACCUGACCGCAUUCAUUCAUUAGCUUAAGUUAACUCUUAGCAGAAACGUUAGCAUUAGUGUUUAACCCAUCAGAAAAUACUAUCUAAAAGCACAACACAAUGGCUCAGGGUUACCGCAGAGAUCACAAUCAUCGUCAUGAGUCGGGUUAUAAGAGACCCAGUGACCCGGGCGGUGAUCUGCCGAGCGAUAAACGACACCGACCGCCGCCCGCUGAAGGCCGGACUCUGAGCGCUGACCGCCGGCUAUACGAGAGACAUUUCCCGCUGUACAAGCAGCCGCUGGAGGUGGGCUGUUUUUCGCUGGACGCCCGCAGAAACUUCUUUAACGACCACAGGCAGCUACGGUAUUAUGUGGAGCCCCGGAGGAGCCCGGACUUUAACCUCAGAGACGGAUACACGAGCCGGUUUAUAAAGAGAGACGAUGGCGUGAAGGAGAAGCUGGACCACAUGCUGAGGUGGAUCCUGGAGAACAGACACAAGAUGCAGAACAGCAACUCCAGCAGCUGUGCUCUGGGCGUGGAUUUCGUCACAUGGAGAGGACACCUGACCAAAGUGCUGACCACCCCGUACGAGACCCAGGAGGGCUGGAUGAUGGCGGCCUGCAAGUUUAGAGGCAGCAUCUACAUCAGCGAGGUGGAGACGGAGCAGGCGAGAGAGAACCGAGAAACACGCUCCGAGCGGCAGGAGGAGAUGAUGUACUGGGGAUAUAAGUUUGAGCAGUACACAUGCGCAGAUGGUGCAGACGGGACUCCAGACCCAGGGGGUGUUGUGAACACCAACGAGGCCUUCUGUACGGUGGUUCAGACGCGUCUGGCUGACCAUAAGCUGCUGUUUUCUGGAGAGGUGGACUGCCGCCUGAAAGACCCCGAUGCUCCUCCGGCUCCGGGAUGUUAUGUGGAGCUCAAGACUUCAGCAGAGAUCUGCACCCCCAAACAACGCAGCAACUUCCACAGAACGAGUAUAACUGCUGGAAGCCGACAGUCUGUAUGAAUUUCUGCAGCGAUUUCUUGACCUUCGUCAAAUCCAUCGUCAAAGAGGAUGACCCAAGACUGGUGUACCUGUUUUCCUGGGAUCCACGCAGAGACGUGACGUACACCGUCCACAGAGACUCCACACACACUUUUAUACCUGACUGGUACAUAAAGGACAUGACGAGCCGCCCUGCAUCAGACCACUGACACACACACACACACACACACACACACACACACACACACACACACACACGCACACUGACUGCAUGUUCAUCAAUCACACACACAGACACACUGAAUCACUCCAGCUUGCAUUUUCUCUGGAUUCAGCUUGUGAUUCUGGAAUUGAAUGGAAUCCACCUGCACUAUUGUUUAUUUUGUAAGUAUAUCUGUAUUUCAGCCUUAUUAUUAUUUAUAAUAAUGAAUUGAAAAUGUCCUUGGGGAUUUUUUAAACGAUGUACAUAGUCGAUGUUUUUUGUAAUUAGCAUUUUUACAGUUCUAUAAAAUUCUGUGGGCCGUAUUUGAUGAAACAGGAGUAAAAUCUGUGUGUUUUUGUCAAUUUUGGUCACUUUACAUUAAUGUUUCAUAAGUUAAUGUUAGUUCAUGGAUUUAUUAAUAUGACCUAAUCAUGAACAAUACUCGUACAGCAUUUAUUAAUGCAUUAUUAACUUCCAAAUGCAGGCCUGUUAAUGUUACGGUGCAGUAGUUAAUGCACUGUGCUUCCAUUAACUAACGUUAACAGAGAUGAAUAAAUACUGUAUUAAAUGUGUUCACUGCCUGUUCAUCUUAGUAAAUGCAUGAACUAAUGCAACCUUACUGUAAAGAGUUACUGAAAUCUUUAUUAGUGCAUCAUGAACAGUGUUGGGGGAGUUAGUUACUCAAUAAGUAAUGUUAGUGGCUUCAUUCAACACGAUUUAAAACUCCUAAACAUCUCAACAAAUAGAGAUUAAACUUUACGUUUGAGCCUUUAACUUUUAAUUUUUAAAUGCAGUGCAUACAGAAUAACAUACAUGAGAUUUUAUGCAUGAAAACACUUAAAAGCAUUAUUUUAUAUACUAUAUUGACACACAUUUCAGACUCAAUCCAUUGUUUCUUAAGUGUGGUCAGCCGUUUUAAUGAAUGAAACCUUCUCUAGCUGAAAAAUGUAGUUAUUAUGCAUGAUAUAUUUGUAUAACAAAAACACAAUCACUUAUUUAGAACUGUUGAAUGUAUUUACUGUAUUUAAGGCAGGUACAUUACAAGUAACUAAUUAAAUGACCUAGAAAUAAUUAAGAAUAAUCUCUUACUUAAUUUUCAGGUUAUUUAAUUAGUUACUGUAAUUAGAUUACUUUUCUGCUGGAAAAAGUAAAGAGAUUACGUUAAUAUUAUCAUCAGAAUAGUAAUCUAAUUACAGUAACUAAUUAAAUUACCUAGAAAUGAAAAGUAAUCCCUUAUUUCCUGGUCAUUUAAUUAGUUACUUGUAAUUAGAUUACUUUUCUGCUG
Molecule: messenger RNA, 2768 nt
Organism: Danio rerio (zebrafish)
Lineage: Eukaryota; Metazoa; Chordata; Actinopteri; Cypriniformes; Danionidae
Source: RefSeq, a predicted model, not a curated record